GACCAUCAUUCUGGAGGUCAAUUUCUAAUCACUUUUUGCCCUUGUGCUAUUUUCCCAGUGGGAUCUUUUUUAGAUCCAGUUUGUUCUCUACUGCUAAAUCGUGGUGCUUUCUCUAUUUCUUCGCUCGUUCUCCCGAGCAUCUCCUAUCCAAUCUUCCGCCAUGUCCGUUUCGAUGAGAUCGGCUAGGCUUGUGCGCAACAACUCGGCCUUGCGGUCGAGUUUGGUUGCCCGGCCGCGCUUUUCCGGAGCAUUGGGCGCCUCUACCGCUGCAAACCUUCGUUUGAACGGCCGGGGUUUCCCAUCGCAGGUGUCAGCUAUCGCACUUUUGGUUUCCCAUCGUGGCUAUGCUACGGAACAAUCCACGUCUUCGUCCUCGGACAAUUUGCCACCUCCCGGAUUCAACGCAGAGCAGGCCAAGAAGCCUCUCUCGCCCGAGGCUGCGCAACGGGCAAGCGCCAACACAACUCAACAGGUCGCUACCAAAGCCGAUUCGGCAGUUGCUAAUACAAACAAUACGGGCGAGGUCGCAGUGGCCAAGUCCGCGGAGGAUGACAAAAAGGCUGGCGAGGAGAAGAAGGAGCAGAAGAAAUUGACAAUCGGGCAAAAGAUCAAGAAGGAGGUUCAACACUAUUGGGAUGGAACUAAGCUUCUUGCCACAGAGGUGAAGAUCAGCUCAAGGCUAGCAUUGAAGAUGGCCGGAGGAUACGAGCUCAGCCGCCGUGAGCACCGCCAGUUGCAAAGAACUGUAAAGGAUCUCGGUCGCCUGGUUCCUUUCUCUAUGUUCAUCAUCAUCCCUUUUGCCGAAUUGCUCCUUCCCGUUGCCCUCAAGCUUUUCCCCAACCUGCUGCCCAGCACUUACGAGGGCCAGAAAGCCCGUGAAACCAAGGCACUGAGCCUCAGCUCGACACGGAAAGAGGUUUCUGGCUUCUUGAAGGAUACCUUGAAGGAAAGUGGUCUCCCUGUGACGGCUGCGACCGUCAAGAACGAGGAAUUCGCGGAGUUUUUCAAGAAGAUCCGGACUACGGGAGAAACGCCCUCGACCGAGGAUGUCAUCAAGGUCUGCAAGAUCUUCAAGGAUGAUUUGACUCUGGACAACUUGUCUCGUCCUCAGCUUGUCGGUAUUUGCAAGUACAUGAACCUCAACUCUUUCGGAACCGACGCCAUGCUUCGAUACAACAUCCGACACCGUAUGCGCCAGAUCAAGCGCGAUGACCGCGCCAUCUUCUACGAGGGAGUGGAGUCACUUUCGGUUCCCGAGCUGCAAAUGGCCUGCGCCUCCCGUGGUAUUCGUACCCACGGUGUUUCUCCCGCCCGCCUCCGCGAGGAUAUCUCGAUGUGGCUGGACCUCCGUCUCAAGCAGGGCGUCCCGUCCACGCUCCUGGUUCUCAGCAACGCCUACGUCUAUGCUCAGGGUGGCAAAGAGGCGGAAAUGUCGUCUCAGAUUGACUCUCUGCAGUCUGUCCUCUCCAGUAUUCCUGAGGAGCUGUUCCACGAAAUUGAGCUAGAGGUGCACAAUGCCGAGGGUGCCGCCACGAACAAGCAGCGUCUCGAGGUCAUCAAGGAACAGCAAGAGCUCAUCGAAGAAGAAAACGAGCAAAACAGCGAGAACGAAGAGAAGGGUAUGUCCGCACCUAAAGACAUCGAGGACAUCGAUGACAAGGAGGACACCAAGUUCGAGGCCAAGUACGAGAAGCAAUCCGAUGAGGCGGUUGAGGCUGUCAAGGAGAGUGAGUUGGCUGAGGCUUCGCAAGCCAAAGAGACCUCGGCACCGACCGAAAAGAAGGAGACGCCUUCUCAGUAAUUCAUUUGUUUCCUGGCGCCUUGUUUUUGAUAUAGACUUUCUCCCCCCCCCCCUUUCUCCCUUCUUGGCUUGUCUUAGUGUUGAUACGAUAGAUUCCUUUUUAACUCUUCCCAAGCCGAUUGCGGCUACUGGCUACCUACUCGGUUGAUGAUUACCUGUUGUUUAC
Molecule: messenger RNA, 1967 nt
Organism: Aspergillus steynii IBT 23096
Lineage: Eukaryota; Fungi; Ascomycota; Eurotiomycetes; Eurotiales; Aspergillaceae
Product: MRS7 family protein
Exons: 3
Coding region: 161-1801 (546 amino acids)
Biological process (GO): intracellular monoatomic cation homeostasis
Cellular component (GO): mitochondrial inner membrane
Molecular function (GO): ribosome binding
Source: RefSeq, a predicted model, not a curated record